This is a messenger RNA of Ceutorhynchus assimilis (cabbage seed weevil), 2454 nucleotides long. Lineage: Eukaryota; Metazoa; Arthropoda; Insecta; Coleoptera; Curculionidae. The record is from the annotation of a GenBank genome assembly.
GGGUGUUCCAACUGUAGAUUUAUAAAAAUAUCGAUUCUGCAUUGUUCAAAAUAUUUAAAAAUAAUAAAAAAUAAUACAAAUAAGGCUAAAAAUUUGAAAGUUUUCCAUCAGGCCAUUUCAUUGUUCGAUAGGAUACAUGCAGCGACCUCUAGCGUUUAGUCUACUGGAAUCGUAUUUUAUUUGUCAAAUUUUGUUCCGGUGACAAAUAUUUCGUCCAUUUCAAUUUAAUUGUGAAAUUUUCCUUCAAAAACUAUUGAAAUAGGAUCAAAGAAGUGCGAAAAUGUUGUCGGUCGCUCGCGUUUCCACUAAAAUUGCCUCGCAGUGCUUGGAAUUAUCACAAAAUGCUGUUUUCACACAAAAAUUCAACUCCUUGGAGAAAAAGCGGAAUGUAACCCCUACUGCUUGUAUAAGCCCGAGCUGUGACCAAUACCAUUUUAAUAAAAUAGUGGAGCGAAGUAUCACAACGUCAGUGGUUUCACUCACAAAAGACGACGAACGCCUCCCGGUUAUGCCGGCUAACAAGCAAACCAAUUCCGAAAACGCAUUCUAUGCCACUCGAACUUUGAUUGGUAAAGAAUUCAAAAAACUGAAAAGAGACAUUACUAAUGUGUCUUACGAGAUUGUUACGGCUGGAAAUGGCGACGUUUGGGUGAAAGGUUCAGAUGGCAAAAUGUACUUUCCAAGUGAAAUUGGAACAUUUGUUUUGAUCCAAUUGAAGGCCUAUUCGAACGUUAAAGCUACAAAUGCCGUCGUCAUAGUACCCGCUCAUUUCAACAACUUACAAACCAUAAAAUAUGCUGGAAUAAUUUCAGGCUUAAACUUGUUGAGAGUCAUUUACAAACCAACUGCACCAACUCUGGCUUAUUAUGGCAUGGACAAAACCGUCGAGGAAAUCACCGCUGUGUAUGAUUUAGGAAGCGGUACUUUUAAUAUAUCGAUUUUGGAAAUUCAAAAAGAGUUUGAGGAUAAGUCCACUAACGGUGGAGACUUCGAUUAUUUAUUGAUGAAGCGUUUGAUGUCUGAAUUUAAAAAGAACAGGUCAUUGACAAGGCGAAAGACCCAAUGGCCAUUGAAUCAAAUUAAUAAUAAUCUCGAACCUUCCAAGAUGUUAGCUUUGAGGCUUAUUUUGAAAUGGGGAGGGGCCAUACUUGCAAGACUUGUAUGCGAUCUUUUCAAAAGAAGCAUUUCACCUUACGAACAAGCUCUCAUUGUUGAUGAGGACGAAGAAGUCGAAAUCAGCGAAGCGGAAAUGGGUGAAGCUUUUAUUGUAGGAGGUGUGAAUGCCAAGCCAGAAGUGCAAGAAGAAAUCUUUGGCAAACCACCCAGCCAAGCUGUUAGCUUGGAUGAAGUUGUAGCUGUCGGUGAUGUAGCUCGUUUCCAUGACGUCACACCGAUGUCUCUGGGUAUUGAAACCCUUGGAGGUGUAUUUACAAGACUUGUCAAUAAGAAUACGACAAUUCCAUCCCAACACUCUCAAGUAUUUUCAACAGCCGCCGAUGGACAAACUCGAGUUAAAAUUAAAAUUUUCCAAGGAGAACAUGAAAAGGCAGCAAACAAUAAAAUUUUGGGAAUAUUUUCUUUGGUUGGCAUCCCAGCCGCACCGAGAUGUGUGCCACAAAUUGAAGUUACCUUUGGUAUUGAUGCUAAUGGUAUUUUACACGUUUCUGCUAGAGAUAAAGAAACUGGAAAAGAACAACAGAUUAUUGUUCAGUCUUUAGGUGGUUUCAGAAGAGAUGGAAUGGUAAAAAAUGCCGAACAAUAUGAACAAGGAAAAUACAAAAUCGGUACUAUUGAUCAAGCGGAAGGAAGACUACACGAUACUAAAAUUCCAAUGGAAGAGUACAAAUUACAAUCACAUGGAGAAGAUGGGACAAAAUUUGAAGAAACCAGUACAGUUGAGGAACCCGCACCAAAACAAUUCACCUCCGAUAUUGACGCUAAUGGAACUGUACAAUAUGGUGGUCUGACUGAAGACGAAAUUGCAAAUGGUAAAAUAGAUUGGAUCGAGGCUUUUAAUCAAGCGGAAAAAAUGAUUUAUGGCAUCGAAACAAAAAUGGUAAAGUUCAAAUUGCAAACACCUGAAGAAGAGGGUAAAUUUCGAGAAAAAAUCCGUGAAGUUGACGAACUUUUGGUUAAAAAAGACGAACAUGAUGUUGAAUUUGAAAAGAGUUUAUUGAAACUAAGUGAAAUGGCUUUUACAAAGAACGCAUCUGAAGGAAAAAGUAGCAGCAGCCAGACUCAGAGCCAGGACAGAGGUUAAAAAGACGGCUCAGUUGUUGUUUUCAGUUUCAUAGGUUUUAUUUAUUUUUUUAAAUUUGUAGCUAUAGAUUAUAGAUUAUAUUUCUUGUUCGAUUAUUCUUGUAUAUUGCGAAGAGGGGUCUUUUUGCUGUAAGCAAAAUGGGAAACUCUUGAUGAAAUUUAUAUUAUUGUUAAUUUUGAAUAAAUAUAAUUUGC